Molecule: messenger RNA, 2112 nt
Organism: Odobenus rosmarus divergens (Pacific walrus)
Lineage: Eukaryota; Metazoa; Chordata; Mammalia; Carnivora; Odobenidae
Gene: CAPN8
Product: calpain 8
Biological process (GO): proteolysis
Cellular component (GO): cytoplasm
Molecular function (GO): calcium ion binding; calcium-dependent cysteine-type endopeptidase activity
Source: RefSeq, a predicted model, not a curated record
AUGUCAGCCCCGGCGGCCAGAGUAGCUCGGCAGCGGGCGGCAGCCGAAGGUCUUGGCUCCCACCAGAAAGCCGUGAAGUACUUGGGCCAGGACUUCGAGAGCCUGAGGCAGCAAUGCUUGGACUCAGGGGUCCUCUUUAAGGACCCGGAGUUCCCCGCGUGCCCGUCUGCCCUGGGCUACAAGGAUCUGGGACCACACUCCCCCCAAACCCAAGGCAUCGUCUGGAAACGGCCCAGGGAAUUGUGUCCCAGCCCCCAGUUUAUUGUGGGCGGAGCCACGCGCACAGACAUCUGUCAGGGGAGUCUAGGUGACUGCUGGCUGCUGGCCGCCCUGGCCUCCCUGACCCUGAAUGGAGAGCUGCUUCGCCGCGUGGUCCCGGGGGGCCAGGAUUUCCAGCAGAACUACGCGGGGAUCUUCCGUUUUCAGUUCUGGCAGUACGGCGAGUGGGUGGAGGUGGUCGUGGACGACAGGCUGCCCACCAAAGACGGGGAGUUACUGUUCCUGCACUCGGAGACAGGCAGCGAGUUCUGGGGAGCGCUGCUGGAGAAGGCCUAUGCCAAGCUCAACGGUUCCUAUGAGGCUCUCACUGGAGGGUCCACGGUGGAGGGGUUUGAGGAUCUCACUGGCGGCAUCUCUGAGUUUUAUGAUCUGAAGAAGCCCCCAGCCCACCUGUUUCAGAUCAUCCGGAAGGCCCUCCGUGCGGGGUCCCUGAUGGCCUGCUCCAUUGAUGUCUCCAGUGAAGCCGAAGCAGGAGCAGAGGUGACCACCUGCCAGAAGCUGGUGAAGAGCCAUGCCUACUCUGUCACUGGGGCCCAAGAGGUGGAUUUCCGGGGCGGUCCUGAGAAGCUGAUCAGACUCCGGAACCCGUGGGGCGAAGUGGAGUGGACGGGGGCCUGGAGUGACCAUGCCCCAGAGUGGAAUGACAUAGACCCCAGGCAGAAGGCGGAGCUGGACAAGAAAGUGGAGGAUGGCGAGUUCUGGAUGUCAUUUUUGGAUUUCCUGGGGCAGUUCUCUCGGCUGGAGAUCUGCAACUUGUCCCCGGACUUCCUGAGCAGCGAGGAGCUGCACAAAUGGGACCUGGUCCUGUUCAACGGCCGCUGGACUCGGGGCUCCACCGCCGGGGGCUGCUUGAACUUCCCAGCCACUUACUGGACCAAUCCCCAGUUCAAAAUCCAUUUGGAGGAGGGGGACGACAGCCAGGAGGGGGGCGUCGGUGAACCCUGCUGCACGGUGCUCCUGGGUCUGAUGCAGAAGAAUCGUCGGCACAAAAGGAUAGGACAGGGCAUGCUCAGCAUCGGCUACGCGGUCUACAAGGUCCCCAGAGAGCUUCAGAGCCACACGGAUGUGCCCCUGGGCCGGAACUUCUUCCUGGGCCGCCAGCCCUGUGUGCGCUCUAGCACCCACGCCAACCUGCGGGAGGUGUCCGGCCGGAUGCAGCUGACCCCGGGGGAGUACCUGAUCGUGCCGUCCACCUUCGAGCCCUUCCAGGACAGAGAAUUCUGCUUGAGGCUGUUCUCACGGAAGGCCAAGGCCCUGGAGAUGGGAGCUGUGGUGGCUGGAAACCCACAUGAGCCGCGCCCGGGCGACGUGGACCAGGAGGUCGGCCAGUUCUGGAGCCUGCUGGGGAAGCUUGCGGGGAAGGAUUCUGAGAUUGGUGUCCAUGCACUCAGGACACUUCUGAAUGAGGCUUUUUCCAAAGAAGCAGAUGUAAAAUUCCUCGGAUUCGGCGCCAACACUUGCAGGGAGAUGAUCAGCUUGAUGGACAGCAGCGGCACGGGCACCUUGGGGCCGGCGGAACUCAGGACGCUCUGGCUGAAGAUUCAGAAGUACCUGGACAUCUACCGGGAAACUGAUCACAACCACUCAGGGACCAUCGACGCCCAAGAGAUGAGGAUGGCCCUCGGGAAGGCAGGUUUCACGCUCAGCACCCAGGUGCAGCAGACCCUAACCCUGCGGUACGCGGACGGCAGACUCCGCAUCGACUUCGAUGGCUUUGUGGCCUGUGUGACCCGCCUGGAGACCCUCUUCAAACUGUUCGGGCUGCUGGACAAGGACCAGAGCGGCACGGUCCGGCUCUCCCUGGCUGAGUGGUUGUGCUGUGUGUUGGUCUGA